Aureobasidium musti is the source of this 1332-nucleotide messenger RNA. The record is from the annotation of a GenBank genome assembly. Lineage: Eukaryota; Fungi; Ascomycota; Dothideomycetes; Dothideales; Saccotheciaceae.
AGACCUCAAGUCGAGUUGAACACUCCCUACGCCCACGAGCGACAAUCCAGCCGUCCAGACGACGUUCCAUACAAUCCUCUACCUGCUGUGCAAGAAGAGAAGAAGACCAACAUGUCGAGCCAACCACCCCACCCAGCCCUGCUCAUCCCAGGCCCCAUCGAGUUCGAUGACCAGGUUCUGCAGUCAAUGAGCCACUUCAGUGAAUCCCAUGUUGGCGCACCCUUUGUUAAGACAUUCGGCGAGACCUUGACCAUGCUCCGCAAGCUCUUCCAGACCCAAGAUCCCGCAUCCCAGCCCUUUGUCAUUUCUGGUUCCGGUACCCUUGGAUGGGACCAGGUCGCUGCCAACCUUGCUGAGCCUGGUGACGAUGUCCUGGUUCUGCACACUGGCUACUUUGCCGACAGCUUCGCCGAUUGUUUCGAGACCUACGGCGUCAAGGCUACCCAGCUCAAGGCCCCCAUUGGAGACCGACCUCAGCUGGAUGAGGUCGAGAAGGCCCUGAAGGAGAAGAAAUACAAGCUCAUCACCGUCACCCAUGUCGAUACUUCUACUGGUGUUCUCAGCGAGAUUGAAGCUCUCAGCAAGCUCGUCCACAAGGUCAGCCCCGACACGCUGGUCGUCGUCGAUGGUGUCUGCAGUGUCGGCUGCGAGGAAAUCCAAUUCGACAACUGGGGAAUCGAUUGUGUUAUUACCGCCUCUCAGAAGGCCAUUGGAUGCCCAGCUGGUCUGAGCAUCGUCAUGGCUUCUGGCCGUGCCAUCAAGUCUCUCCAAAGCCGCAAGGUUCCCCCAACCUCUUACUUUGGCUCGUGGAAGAACUGGAUGCCCAGUACGUAUCAUCAUAUCAUUCGUUCAAUGCCACCACUAACUUGUUCGCAGNUCAUGCAAAACUACGAAGCCGGCAAACCCUCAUACUUUGCUACUCCCUCGCCUCAGCUCGUGCACGCCCUGCACACCACACUCACCCAAAUCACCUCCGUGCCCCUGGCCGACCGCUUCGCCGCCCACCGCACUGCCUCCCAAAAAGUCAAAAAGGCAAUCGCCGACCUCGGUCUCAAGCAACUCGCCUCCAAGCCCGAGAACCAAGCCAACGGCAUGACUGCCAUUUACCUUCCCAAGGGCAUGACUCCUCCCGAUGUGUUGCCUAAGCUUAUGCAACGCGGUGUGGUGUUUGCUGGCGGUCUGCACAAGCAGAUCGCUACGCAGUAUAUCCGAUUCGGACAUAUGGGUGUUAGUGUCACUGAUCCUAAGCGUGGUGAUAUUGAUCGUGCUAUUGUUGCGCUUAAGGAGGGGAUUACGGAGGCACAGGCGGCAAUGGAUAUGUCUUCUAGAUAG